Cyclospora cayetanensis is the source of this 4782-nucleotide messenger RNA. RefSeq lists its product as uncharacterized. Bases 1 to 4782 code for a protein of 1593 amino acids. The transcript has 16 exons. The record is from RefSeq and is a predicted model, not a curated record. NCBI's taxonomy places the organism in Eukaryota, Apicomplexa, Conoidasida, Eucoccidiorida, Eimeriidae.
AUGGACAGAGCGGCGCAACUAAGAGGGAGCUCCAUAAAUACUCAGCAGCAGCCAGCGCAAGAGAAACACGAGGAAGACGAUGAACAAGAGGCACGAGGAGGAGGGAAAGAGCAAUCCUCCGCAGGGCUCUGCUCGCAUCACGAGGAGGACGCAGAGGCGGAGCGGCAGCAACAGCAUCCUCAGGAAGUCGAAGAAGGAGCCGAAGAGACCCCAACAAAAGAGAGGCUGCCUUCUUGCACUAUUCCGCUGGCGUGCAUGCCUCGCGGAUUAGAACCACUGACCGUUGUGGACAGUGGAGGAAGGAUAAAUCCUGCACCUCCUGCUACGAGGCUAGCAGCAGCCAAGGGCGGCUCAUUUUCCAGCCAAACUCCGAAAGGCUGCCUGUGCACCGUUGCUGUCGGGACGGAUGGCAGCCCUAGCACAAUCCAACACACACAACCCCCCCAUCAGCACUUCGUUUCAAGUAGCACCCCUUCCAAUCUAAUGAGCAAGAGCUUUCUGGGGAACAGUUUGGUGUAUCCGCUGAUGCCUUCGCUCACAACGUACGCCCUCAGAGGACCCUCCGAAAAACCCCCGGCUUCUGGAGUGCUGCCCAAGGCGACAGCCUCUGAGGGUGGCCAAAAACCCCAGAGAGUUGCCCAAACACCCACUGUAGGCUCCACCCCACAGCUACCGAAGCAGGAGGCAGAACGGCAGCACUGGCAGAAGCCAGCGGGGCGGAGUGCUUCGCUCUAUACACGGAUGCUGGAGGAAAGGAGGCUUGUUGUUGCCCAGCAGACGCCGGCAAGUGCAGCUGGGCCCGUAGGUGCAAGCAGCGCCGCAAAGAGUUUCUGCCACCGCUGUUCAGCGAGUCCAUCACAUGCCUCCCCUCUGGCCCCAGCAGUCUCGCAACGCCAACAUCAAGAGCCGAACGCACACCAGCGGACCGGCUGCAGCGUCCCUCUCUCUCAGCCGUUGACUGUGCUUGAGGCAGAAGCUUUUGCUGUAGCGCCAGCAGCAGCCUAUGCGCCUUCUGGAGAUGCUGCCCAUGCGGAAAGUUGCUCCCCCUUUGCCCGACCAAAAAGCCUUCUAGAUAUGCCACAAUCUCCCCAAAGGCGCCAUUGCCCGGCUAAUGCAACAGGAUUUGUAGCAUACACAGCAGCACUAGCAGCAAAAACAACGCGCUUCUCGCUUGUGACCUUGCCAGAAAACCAUCCCAAAACGUCGUCCUGGUGGAGAAAGCGUCCAGCAACAGCGGCUCGCUUGGCGGUUCCUUACGACCCCCCCGAAACUCGAGCAGCGGCGAUUGCGAUGAGCACCGCAGCAGCUUUACGGCUAUCCAGUUCUGGUCGACGAAGUACUUUGAGCAAGUGUUACACGUCAGUCAACCUUGCUGCCAUUGAUGCUGCCAUUGCUGCCUCUAUAUUAGGCCUGCUUUGCGCCACGCUUGACCUUACUGCUGUAGCCGUCACCCUUGCUGCGGCGCUCUCUGUGUCCGUUGCAUUCGUUUCCUGCAGGCCUCGCGGCAGGCAUGCGGGUCAGCUCGAUCACGGAGUCAAUAGCGCCACGGUUGCAGUUUUUCCGCUCUUGCCGCAAAACCCCCUAGUGCCCUGCCGGCACUGCGAAGAGUGCCUUCCUCGAGGGGCCCCUGGAGAGGCCCGCGGAGGGGCCCUCAGAGGAUAUUGCGGAGGAAGCGGCGGAGAACCCGCCACCGACUUCCUGAGUCAAACUUUGAAGGCGAGCGCCCUCUGCAGGCGGAGGGACUUUUCUCGUGAGGCCGUUUUUCACGCAAUUUUCACACAAGGCCGAAGCCCCACGGGGCCCUUCGCAGGGGAACCCCUGGAGGGUUAUUACCCGUCAUGGCCUUGUGCAGGGAUGCGUGUACAGUUCUGCCACCCUGCAGCUUGCGGCGACUCCAAAGCUUCUUCAGGCGAAAAAGCAUCCAGGGCCCCGAGGCGGCCUCGUUGCCAAUGCGCUUCACCUACGAGGCAGCCGCACAGAGCGGAGGGACCCCCCGUAGGGACUUGCGGCGGCGCUACAGAGCAUGUAUCCUCCUCGGGAAGUGCGCAUCUGGAAGCCUCGGCCGAAGCCUCCGCAACGCUGCACGUGCACCCUGCGAGCGAGGCCCCUGCUGCAUCCUUCGCGACCGUCGCGCCGCCCUCUUCGUUUGCUUAUAGGAAAGCGACGGAGGAGGAAAUUCUGCGCACUCUCCCAAAGCCGACGCCUUUGAGCGGCCCCAAGGGGGGCGCCGGGCAGACUGCCAGCACACGGCCAGCGUCGCCGUCGGGAGCUCAGGAAGAGGAGGCUGAGGCCUUUGGGAGCGAAGCAGAAGAAGAUUUCGACAGCGACGGCGCGUUCAUAGAGGUUUCAGAGGGCCCCUACAGUAUCGAACGUGCUAAUACUGCCAGCGACAAUGGCGGUGUCGAUGCCACAGCGAGCACCACUGGCCAUCACGGCACCAAAGCACGCGCUAGCUUCUUAGAAUCGAUGCCAGGAUUCGAUACAUAUGAGGUAGAAGAAAGUGAUUCUUUGGAAGGACCCGAUUAUGAAGCCAACGUGGGUGGAUCGGGUAUGUUGCUCGGCACUGGAGUGGGUGCUGGCGGCCCCAGGGGGCUCAUUGUGGGACAUAACGAGAAACGCAUUUUUUCGUUGGCGCCCUCUGGAGUGGUGGGAGAUGUGUCGAACUGUCACGUGGAUCACAAGGGCUACACGCGCAUUCAAGUUGGGGUGGUGGUCUCUUGGAAGGACUCGCAAUUGCCGCAGCCAUUUGUUUUUGGUACCUUUGGUCCAGAAGCGGGCAGGGGGAGCUCACGCUUUUCGGAGAAAGGCGAAUACGAAGCGGAGGGCGACGCCGCGUUAGAAGACUGGGGAGGUGAUGGUCAAGGCGGAUUUGUUGAGAUCGCAUCUGCGUCCGGUGAUGGUGGAGGUGGUGGUGGGAGGACGAGGGGGAACCGUAGUGUUCUUGCUGCAGCUCUUCCUCCCUCUGUGGGUGCUCUGGCGAGUGAAUCUGAUGAGAAUACGCGUCUAGUGGCUGAAGGAGCUGCAGACAGGACGCCUUCGUACCUUGCAUCCUUCUCGCAGCUUAGUGUUGGCUUCAUUAAGCGUUUUUUUAAAAAAGGAGAUGAUGAUUUUGCAGACGAUGAGGGAGGCGAUGGUGGGGACGACGAGGGGGAAGGCAGGAAGCGAGGCGGAUUUUUCAAAAAGUUUUUGAGGCGUAAGAGCAGGGACGCGCAAGACGACUAUGAAGGAAACGGAGAAGAAGGUGAAGGCGACAUGUAUGAAAAUGAGAGGGGUUUCGGCUCCAGAAGAGGGGGGCGAUCGAAGCGUCGAGGAAUGAAGAAGUUUGGAAAGAAGAUAAAGAGCAUUGCGAAGGCCUCUGAAGCGCUUCUGGCGGGCAGCGGUACUGGGGGUGCUAGCAGUGCGAGUGUUGAGAUGUCUUUUGAUUUCUCGUCUCCAGCAGCCCCCAAGUGUGGCGUGCCUGCCGUGUGGAAAGGCCGUUUGCGGUUGUCUUCCUUGGUUAGGGUCUCCUUCAAUGUGCGUGUGCUUCUGGCCGAGGUGGAGGGCGCGUUUGCAGAUUUCGUUUCCAGCGCCGUAGCGCUCGAAAUCCGGUGCAAGGAGAGACGAGGCUGCACGCUGGAAGACUCUCUGAUAUCUUGUGUACAGGUUUCCUGCCCGAAGCGGCGCGAACUCAAGGCGAGCUUGAAAGGGCACCUCGACGCCCAUGCGCAGGCAGCAAAUGAGCAGCUACAAAAAGUAGCAGAGGUCCUUAAACGUGGAGGAGGAGCUGAUCAUCUCGGAUCCAAAGACAGAGAACAAAUUGCAAAGGCAUACGCCGAGAGGAUCCGGCAGCAACAGGAAAGCAAGCUUCAGCAGGAGCGGCAGCAGCAACAGCAGAUACUGCAACAGAUACACCUUCACCAGCGGCUGGCCAUGCAGCGACAGCAGCAGCUCCUGCUACAGCGGCAACAGCAACAACCCCAGAGACCAGGGGCUCCACAAACUGUUUACAACCAAGAGGAAGAACCACCACAGGAAGAGGACGAGCAGCCACUUGAGUCACCCAAAGAAGAACCCCCUCCAAAAAAGCGAGCCAAAGUCACACUUGUGCUCGCAGGAGGCGUAUCCGAAUUCUAUGCAUCUUGCUUUAAUCCUUGGAUUGUAGCUUAUUUGCGCUUUCUGGCUCCUCCCGCCAGGCAUGGAGGUGUGGCAUGCCGGGAGUCCAGUCCUGCAACGGCUCCUCAUCGUUACAUGGGUGCUUAUUUAGGGUCGUGUUGCGAUUGCUACCUCACGGCAGUCCGCAGAAUAAGGCACAGGAGGCGGAUAGAGAGUGCCGCGAAGGAAGAUUCGGAAGCAGGAAAAGGACUAGGGGACGCUGCUUUCGAAAGUCCAACGGGCGACAAAGGGCCAGCUGGUGGAGGAAUACGGGUUUGGGGGUCUGUACCGAUGUUGCGCUCCCUCAGUAGUCGCAUCUCGCAGAGGGUUUGGAGUACUGUCCACUUUAGGGUAGGAGGCAGGGGCCAAGUGAGAACAAACAAGGGUUUCAAACCACAGGCUUUUGACUCCUUGGGAGAUGCGCUCUUCUUCGCCAGGUGGUCGAAGCAUCUCCGAGCUGCAACAGUUGGGAAUUUCGUGAAGGCGAAUGUAUCUCCGCAGGCGGCAACUGGCAUUCCGAACGGGGCGGUUUUUGUUCGGCAGAUCGAGUCAGGGGAGGUCACCCCCUCUCUAGAGUGCCAACGACAGUUAGAGAAGAUCCUUGGAGUUCCCGUCACUCCUCCGAAACGCAAGCGCCGAGCAAAGCUUUAA